CAGAGUUGUCGGUCGAUAGUUGUUCAACUGAUUAAUCAAAAAAGGAUCAGCAUGUGGUUAUUUCAUUAUUUUUAUCUAACAACUAUAGCGUGCAUGUCAAAACGACUUCUUUACUUUGAACGCCAUUGCCGUCGUGAAGAAGUCAUGUGUCCAGAAGUUAAGACAGGCGUUAUUAUCCAUGUCAUGUCUUAAGAUGGAACGCGUUAUUUAUGCAGUGGCUGUCAUGUCUAUCCAUACACAACAAUAAAGGUGAAUUUUGUGAGAUUGGAGACGUACCUGUGAUCCUUAAGUGCAGUGUGGCCGCGGCUGCUGAAUAGAUGACAGUUACCACGUUUUCGCUGAUAGGAACAGCCAGAAAAUGGGCAAGAUUUUUCAUGACCGACCUAUAAAAAUAUUUCCAUUAAAUUUUCAACUAAAAUCGCAGAAGCCAGCGUCAAUACUUAAAUGUUUGUUAUCAAUGAAAAUAUCGGAUGCAAUCGAUUUUUUUGCAAUACAUGUAUCAAAAACAAUAGAGAUAAUGUAAUACGCAAACUGAAUCCAAAUCUUAAGAUGGGGACACUUGGCGUGUACUUCGUAAUCGAUUCACGCCACUCUUCACUUCAGGAAAAUUAAAGAAUAUGCUUCAUCUUAUGAUUGAGCGCGCCAACAAGUAUAUAGAACACGUCGAAAUGUUAUGCGACCACCAACCGGAGCAGGAUAUUCAUACGCUUGUCCAGAAAUACACGAUGGCCACCAUUGCGGCUUGUGCUUUUGGUUUAGAUAUCGACACGACGGAUCCAAACAAAGAUCAACUGAAAACAUUAGAAGAAAUCGACAGGCUGUCACUAACUGCAAACUUUGCUUUUGAAUUGGACAUGAUGUAUCCGGGUGUUUUGAAAAAGUUGAACAGUACAUUGUUUCCGGGAUUUGUGUCUAGGUUCUUCAAAGAUGUAGUCAAAACUAUUAUCGAGCAAAGGAACGGUAAGCCCACAGACCGGAAUGACUUUAUGGAUCUCAUUUUGGCUCUGAGACAAUUGGGUGAUAUCCAAGCAACAAAGAGAAACUCGGAAGACAAGGAAUACAGUAUUGAAUUGACGGAUGAAUUAAUAGAGGCUCAAGCCUUUGUGUUCUAUAUAGCGGGAUAUGAAACCAGUGCCACUACAAUGACCUUCAUGCUAUAUCAGUUAGCUUUAAAUCCUGACAUUCAAGACAAAGUUAUAGCUGAAAUUGAUCAAGGUCUAAAAGAAUCCAAAGGGGAAGUCACCUACGAGAUGCUUCAGAAUUUAACGUAUUUCGAAAAAGCAUUUAAUGAGACCUUGCGUAUGUACUCGAUAGUGGAACCUCUGCAAAGAAAUGCAAAGAUAGAUUAUAAGAUACCUGAUACGGACAUAGUUAUUGAGAAAGGAACAACAGUUUUAUUCUCGCCCUUAGGGAUACAUCACGACGAGAAGUAUUAUCCCAAUCCAAGUAAAUUUGACCCUGAGAGAUUUUCUCCAGCUAAUAUCAGCGCGAGGCAUCCUUGUGCUCACAUACCGUUCGGCACUGGCCCGCGUAAUUGCAUUGGGAUGCGGUUUGCGAAAAUUCAAAGCAGAGUGUGUAUGGUGAAAAUGUUCUCAAAAUUUCGUUUUGAACUAGCAAAGAAUACGCCUAGAAAUUUGGAUAUCGAUCCUACAAGGCUACUUCUCGGCCCAAAGGGUGGCAUUCCUUUGAAAAUUGUAAGGCGAUGAAAAGGAAAAAAAUGCAACGUUAUGGUUUCCAACCACUUUUGCAAACCCAAACAUCUUAUUAAGCAUUGGAUUGUUUCUGAUACUUCAUUUUAUUUCCAUCAAAUGCCAAAUUAGCAAGAAAUUUUAGAAUUGUCUCGAGAUGAAAGAGACUUCUUUGAACACAAUUCAACUUAAAAUUUGAUGACAGAAUAAAAAAAAACGGAGAUUUAUGUACACGAAGUUGCUUUAUUUUACUUGUCUGUUCGGAUGGAUUAUUUUAAUUGAAUAUAAAGUAUUUUUUUUUAUUUUUUAAACUUAAAAAUUAAAACAAGCCACAAAGUAUUCUGACAAGAUAAUCUAGUUAAAUAUUUAUGUUCUGUCGAAACUCGAUUAUUUGUUUUAUCGGCAAACAUUCCCUACAUUAAUUCAACUGACACUUUAAAUUAUUUUUUUAAGUAUUAUUUGUAUUAAUAUCCAAUUGAAUAUGUAAAUAAAUUAGCAUUUGUAAAUACCGAGAAA
Molecule: messenger RNA, 2204 nt
Organism: Bombyx mori (domestic silkworm)
Lineage: Eukaryota; Metazoa; Arthropoda; Insecta; Lepidoptera; Bombycidae
Gene: Cyp6b29
Product: cytochrome P450 Cyp6b29
Exons: 5
Coding region: 618-1706 (362 amino acids)
Molecular function (GO): heme binding; monooxygenase activity; oxidoreductase activity, acting on paired donors, with incorporation or reduction of molecular oxygen
Source: RefSeq, a predicted model, not a curated record